ACAUGGUUCCAAGUUCCUCCUGUUUUGAAGUUCAUUGGUUAAUGGUUUUAAUAACUAUGGUAAUCAGAAGAUUCUUUGCUUUCUUCAGUUUCAGAAUUGGUAAAUGAUGUAAAAGAGUAAAACCAAGGUCAUUUUGAUGGAGAAUUGAAGAGAUAAAAAAUGCAAAACAAAUACUACAUAAAUGGGGUCAGUCAGAAGAUGAUAAGCUGAGUGAGUGGGAAAUCCAGACUUUUUUUUUUGUGCCAUUUUAUUUUUUGGAACCAUUGAAGAUAUUACUACAAAGGAGAAAAAAAAAGAAGUGGAAAAGAUCUGACAACUCCUGAUUUUUUUUCUAACUUGGCUCCAUCUUCACUUUGAAGGAUACCCCUCUUUCAUCACCAAGCUCACCUUCCCAUAAGCUCAAAACAAGAGAGAAGAGUGAGGUUUUUUAGAGUUCAAAUGAUGGCCAGAUACCAUGCAGAUGAAGAUUAUAUUGAUAUGGAAGUAAGCUCACCCUCCAACUAUUUGUGUUAUUCCAUAUGCUCUCCAUCUCAAAGCAGAGAGUUUGAGUUCCAAAUGUGUUCAGUUUCUCCAGAUGGAGAAUUCACUUCAAUUAAUCCGGCUGAUGAACUGUUCUACAAGGGCAAGCUCCUUCCCCUCCACCUCCCUCCUCGCCUGCAAAUGGUUCGGAAGCUAACACAAAGUUCCGAUAAUGCUACCUACGAGUGCAAAACUCGAGCACCCUUUGAAGAAAACUCAAGCAUCUCACCAUCAGAAUCCCGUAGGGUGAGUAGUGAGCUUAAUGUCGAUGACCACUUCGAAUGUUCGACUGAAAUGAAUGGUUUCAUCGGUGAUGAUUCGGUUUCGAAGACUUCUUGGUCUCGGAAGCUCAAGAAGAUCAAGCAAUCCUCGAUAAGCCAAAAGUUCAAGGCGUCUUGGGCGUAUCUCAAGUCUUUGUUUAGCAAGUCUGGCUGUUCGGAUGAAUCUUGUGCCAAAGCAGCAUGCAAUGUGGAAGCAGGUAAUGUUUCGAAAAACAAAGAUUGUGUCAACAAGUACAUGAAGAUGGCAAAGAUGAAUUCAUUUGGGAAGAUUGAUAAUGAGAGAUUUAAGAUAUUGAAUCUUAUUAUGAAGAGCAUUGAUAAGGAGCUAGCUGAAGAUGCAGCAAACAGCCAUAGGCAAUCUUUCUCAGGAGUAAUUCAAAAGCAUUCUACAGCAAAGUCUUCAUCUACAUCAACAUCUUCAUCGAAUUCCUCAUCGUCAUCUUCAUCGUUUUCAUUUAGUUCAAGUGGAUUCUAUGAUUUACAGUUUCUGAAAAGAAGCACCAGCACGAAUUUGGAGAUUGAAAAUUCCAUCGAGGGAGCAAAUUCUCACUGUAAGCAGUCUCAGCAGCUGUCUGGUUCAAGAAAGACUGCAACUGAACUUGGGGUUUGUUAACUUUCUGCUUCAAAGAUUUCAGUUAGUAGGGACCAAGAAAAACCAGUACUUUGCAGCAUAUGAACUUGAAAAAAAGGAAAAACACUGAAAAUUGUAGCCAGUUCCUGUUACAUGCUUCCAAAGUGAGUGUUAUUUUCAGAUCAAUUUGUUAAUGAUCCUGUAAUAGGUUUCUGUGGAAGAACACAUUGAAAAUCCAAUAUUGUUCAAAUAACAAU
This is a messenger RNA of Hibiscus syriacus, 1628 nucleotides long. Its product is annotated as probable membrane-associated kinase regulator 4. Bases 439 to 1413 code for a protein of 324 amino acids. Gene Ontology annotation, cellular component: plasma membrane. The record is from RefSeq and is a predicted model, not a curated record. The transcript has a single exon. Gene Ontology annotation, molecular function: kinase inhibitor activity. NCBI's taxonomy places the organism in Eukaryota, Viridiplantae, Streptophyta, Magnoliopsida, Malvales, Malvaceae.